Molecule: messenger RNA, 480 nt
Organism: Staurois parvus
Lineage: Eukaryota; Metazoa; Chordata; Amphibia; Anura; Ranidae
Source: the annotation of a GenBank genome assembly
AGUCCUGAACAGGUGUACCAGCUCCUCCCCUUCAGUCUUGCACAGGUGUACCGUCUCCUCCCCUUCAGUCCUGCACAGGUGUCCCAGCUCCUCCCCCCUUCAGUCCUGCACAGGUAUCCCGGCUCCUCCCCUUUAGUCUUGCACAGGUGUCCCGGCUCCUCCCCUUUAGUCUUGCACAGUUGUCCCAGCUCCUCCCCUUCAGUCUUGCACAGGUGUCCCGGCUCCUCCCCUUCAGUCGUGCACAGGUGUCCCGGCUCCUCCCCUUCAGUCGUGCACAGGUGUCCCGGCUCCUCCCCUUCAGUCGUGCACAGGUGUCCCGGCUCCUCCCCUUCAGUCGUGCACAGGUGUCCCGGCUCCUCCCCUUCAGUCGUGCACAGGUGUCCCGGCUCCUCCCCUUCAGUCGUGCACAGGUGUCCCGCUCCUCCCCUUCAGUCGUGCACAGGUGUCCCCGGCUCCUCCCCUUCAGUCUUGCACAGGUGU